UUCCAAUUUCCUCCGGCUGCUCCGGCAAUGUCGCCUCCGUGAAACGCUCGGCCAUUUCUGGCCACCUUCAAACCCUUCAGAAACUGGAAGGCGACCUAAGUUUUGUUCUCCCCGCCAUGUUCGCUUCCUCCUUUCCCUUCUCUCGAACCCGCAUCGGCCGCGGGUUUCAAUCGCCGGCGUCGAGAUUCCUCCCCUUCAGGAAGGGAGGUUAUCGAACGACGCAUCUCCUCCGCAAAGAAUGGCACAAACCUCGUCGUAUUCUCGAUCCCGGUGGCAAUGCUGUCCUCAAAUGGAAUCGUGUAUUCCUCGUCACCUGUCUCGUCGCGCUCUUCCUCGAUCCUUUCUAUUUCUACCUAAUGUUCAUCGCAGGUCCCGCCUGCAUGAAGAUUGAUCAGGGCAUUGGUAUUACUGUUACUUUCUUUCGAACUGUCGCCGACCUGUUUUACCUCGCUCACAUGCUGCUGAAAUUCCGCACGGCAUUCGUGGCGCCGAGCUCGAGGGUGUUCGGCAGGGGUGAACUCGUGAAGGAUCCCCAUCAGAUCGCCAUGAAAUAUCUCAAAGGGGAUUUUAUUAUCGAUCUUGCAGCUAUGCUUCCGAUUCCUCAGAUACUUAUCUGGUUUGUAAUACCAGCAGUGAGUAGCUCAUCAGCCAAUCACACCAACAACACAUUAUCUAUGAUCGUCUUCUUCCAAUAUAUUCCAAGGUUGUUUCUGAUAUUUCCUCUUAAUGCACGAAUCGUCAAAGCCACAGGAGUCGUUACAAAAACUGCGUGGGCAGGAGCUGCAUAUAAUCUUCUGCUAUAUAUGCUUGCGAGCCAUGUAUUAGGGGCUCUAUGGUAUCUUUUAUCCAUGGAACGCCAAUAUACUUGCUGGAUGACAGAAUGCAUGAAAGAGAAUGGCACCAUGAAGAUGCCACCGUGCAAUCCAAGUUUUCUGGACUGUAAUAGUCUUGAGCUACCUGAGCGAAAGGCCUGGAUCAAUGCUACUAAUGUGUUAAGAAAUUGUGAUGCAACCAGUAGUAAUGUUAAUUUCAAAUUUGGCAUGUUCUCUAAUGCUCUGGAUAGUGAAGUUGUUGGAGCAACCUUCUUGGCAAAGUACCUCUAUUGUCUCUGGUGGGGCUUGCAAAAUUUGAGCUCGUAUGGACAGAAUUUGGCUACAAGCACUUACAUUGGGGAAACUUUAUUUGCCAUUCUCAUCUGUAUAAUGGGUCUUGUUCUGUUUUCACAUUUGAUAGGAAAUAUGCAGACGUAUUUGCAAUCCAUUACUGUGAGGCUUGAAGAAUGGAGAGUUAAAAGGAGGGAUAUUGAGGAGUGGAUGAGACAUCGUCAACUACCACCAGAUUUGCAAGAACGGGUUAGGAGGUUCGUUCAGUAUAAAUGGCUUGCUACAAGAGGUGUCGAUGAAGACUCAAUUUUGGGCUCCUUACCUUUGGACCUUCGUCGCGAAAUUAGAAGGCAUCUUUGUCUUGGACUAGUUCGUAGGGUCCCAUUUUUCUCUCAAAUGGAUGAUCAACUUCUAGACGCGAUAUGCGAACGAUUGGUCUCAUCCUUGAGCACCAAAGACACCUAUAUUGUCCGGGAAGGCGACCCGGUGGUCGAGAUGCUCUUCAUUAUACGAGGCCAGCUCGAGAGCUCGACUACCGACGGCGGCAGGUCCGGAUUCUUUAACUCCAUAACUCUAAGACCAGGGGAUUUCUGCGGCGAAGAGCUUCUGACAUGGGGUCUCAUGCCAAAUCCAAGCAUCAAUUUACCGCUCUCCACCCGAACCGUUCGAACCCUCACUGAAGUAGAGGCAUUCGCUCUUCGAGCUGAAGACCUGAAGUUCGUCGCAAAUCAGUUCAAGCGUCUCCACAACAAGAAGCUUCAGCAUGCUUUUAGGUUCUACUCCCACCAAUGGAGGACAUGGGGAGCCUGCUUCAUCCAGACUGCAUGGAGAAGAUACAAGAAGAAGAAGCUAGCAAUGGAACUGGCAAGCCAUGAGAAUCUCUACUACUCACCAGCCAUGGUUGAAGCAAUACCAGCUAAUGAGGAUUCUGAUGCUCCAUUGCUAGCAGAAUAUGGUGAUGUUGGUGACAAUGGUUUCAGAGGCAAUACAAGCAGCACGAAUCAAUUGGGGACGACGAUUCUGGCAUCGAAGUUUGCGGCGAAUACGAAGAGAGGAGCGCAGCAGAAGCUAAAUAGAGAUGAUCCUGUCUCCCCCAGUGUGAAGAUGCCCAAGCUAAUCAUGAAGCCGGAUGAGCCAGAUUUCUCUUUCAAUGAAGAUGGUAAGUGAAAUGUGGUGGAAGUGCAUUGUUGAAGAGAGGGAGAGAGAGAGAGUAGAAAAGGAGUUGGUGUAAGAAUAUUUUGUAGCAUGUACAUGAUUUUGGGCUUUAAUGUAUCUCAGUGAUUGUCAUACUAAAUUCAUUCUUUGCUAACUAAUAGAAACA
This is a messenger RNA of Phalaenopsis equestris, 2424 nucleotides long. Its product is annotated as cyclic nucleotide-gated ion channel 18-like. The transcript has 6 exons. Gene Ontology annotation, cellular component: membrane. The record is from RefSeq and is a predicted model, not a curated record. Lineage: Eukaryota; Viridiplantae; Streptophyta; Magnoliopsida; Asparagales; Orchidaceae. Gene Ontology annotation, biological process: potassium ion transport; transmembrane transport. Gene Ontology annotation, molecular function: voltage-gated potassium channel activity. The coding region runs from base 117 to 2270 and encodes 717 amino acids.